CGAACGGCUAGAGUUUUCCGAGAAAGAGGAUAACAAAUGGCAUGCAAUGAGGAGUGCAUGGUGCUAUGUGUUUGCUGCGCAUAAAUGUUGGUUUUGUUUACGCUGUUGGCAUCAUUGUAGUGUUUCGGUGACUGCUGCAAGUUAUUUUCUGCAUUGCUGUUCUACGGGACGUGAGGGUUGUUGCCGUUGCUGCUGGGAUUGGAAUCUCAGCGAUUGUGGGAGCUUUGCUAGUGGGUAUAUAAAAGAGGUGGCUCUUAAUAACCGGUGGGCUUGUGCCGUACUGCUUUAGCUGAAGACUCGCCUGAUCGUUCGGGUUGUGAGACACAACAGCUAGUUCGAUUGAAACCAGCCCAGCGUAGGUAUAUGUUGGUGGGGACCGCUAUGUAGCAUAAAGAUUUGAUCUAUUUUGUUUAUAAACAAAAAAAGCCGCUGUCAUUUUUCAUCCCCUCUCGCAUCAUCCAUGCCUUAUCAUCAUACUAUCGAAAACGAACCACCUGUCAAUUCCAGCUCCUUGUUAUUAACUGUGUGACAUUUCAAAACUAAAACUUAAAACGUCUCAGCUCAAAACAAAACAAAGCUUCGAUUCACAACGAAAACAACUUAAAUCUUGGUAUAGGAAUUUCUGCACACAUUUUAUGCCUAUAGUUGUUAUCAUGGAAAUACGCAACGAGAUAAAAUCUACUGACAAAGAUUUCGAGAAAAAGAAAUUCGUAGUAAGAAAUGCCGCUGACAUACAGCGGGCGAAGCUUGAUAAAUUGAUGAAAAACCCCGAGAAACCCAUCGUUCUGCCCGAGCCACCGAAGGGACGCGAUUUUUCUGCGGCCAUUCCCUCCUUCGUGCGUAAUGUGAUGGGCUCCAGUGCGGGAGCCGGAUCGGGAGAAUUUCACGUAUACCGUCACCUGAGGCGAAAAGAGUACGCCCGGCAGAAGUACAUACAGGAGAAAAGCCGUUCCGAGCUAAUGGACGAGGAGUUCCAGGAGAAACUCGAACAGAAUAAGCAGGCUGCGGAAGCCCGGACGGCCAAAAAGCGUGCCAAGCGGCUCAAGAAGAAAGCCAACCAGAAGGCUAAUCGUGGGAAGAAGCCUAAAAAGGAGGAAUCGGACGAUAGAAGUUCGAGCGAGGAAGAGGACGAUGAUGAGGAGGGGACCGAGAAAGAUAAGGAAGAUGCAUUUGGUCAUGACAGUGAGUCCAAAGUAGCUGAGGAAAAACUGAAUGAUGAGAGUAUUAUAACAAAGGACAUUGCUGAACCUGACACUGGUAGUGAUAGUGUGAGGAGUAUCAACAAUCAGACAAAUAUUUCUCGACAAAAAGAUGAUACUGGUUUGGGCAAUUCAGUUAUCGAUACUAUCAAUGAGGGUGAAGAGAAGCAAGAAGAGGCAGCAACAAAGGGUCCACCCCAUGUUUAUGUUGACAAUGAUAAGGUUACCAGCAAAAAAGACUACGAAUAAAUUGUACCAGACAAACCGACCCCACAAAUUA
Toxorhynchites rutilus septentrionalis is the source of this 1479-nucleotide messenger RNA. Its product is annotated as PRKR-interacting protein 1 homolog. NCBI's taxonomy places the organism in Eukaryota, Metazoa, Arthropoda, Insecta, Diptera, Culicidae. The record is from RefSeq and is a predicted model, not a curated record. Gene Ontology annotation, cellular component: nucleolus. The transcript is spliced from 2 exons. Bases 636 to 1448 code for a protein of 270 amino acids. Gene Ontology annotation, molecular function: double-stranded RNA binding; protein kinase inhibitor activity; protein kinase binding. Gene Ontology annotation, biological process: negative regulation of protein kinase activity.